AUGGCAAGAAGUUCCGACUCUCUCACGUCGUCUGGCGGAAGCAGCCUGCGUCCCAGCUUCGCCCUUGAUGCGGCCUCGUCCUCAUCCCGCGAUAAGCUGGAUCCCCCACGAGAAAGCAGCCCGCAACCCUCGCCGCGCACCCGCCCGACCACACACUUUAGAAAUGAAGAUGGCUACAGCAGUUACAACGUUGACGAGGAGUUGCGCCUCUCACAGGCUGGACCUAGUGCUGCGCCAUCCGAAUCCACUGCCCUCUUGCAAGAUGUGCUCAACGACCGUCAUUGCUCGCACGCCGGCUCCUGCAACCACGGCACCUUCUCGCCACGUCCCGCCAGCCCAGCACUAGCCGACGACAACUCUGACACAGGGAUCGACUCGGCGAGAGAUGGGCCAAGCGGCUCAAUUCCCAUCAUAGACGGCCUAAUAUCGACCAUCACUGGCAGCAGGAACAGCAGCACCUGGCGGCGGAGGCUAGUCCGGAACGUCCGCAGCAAGAAGAUGAGCUCGUCGAGCGCAUUAGCUGAGCGCCAUGGCCUGACCGAUACGGGGUCGAUGUAA
Sporothrix brasiliensis 5110 is the source of this 558-nucleotide messenger RNA. RefSeq lists its product as uncharacterized. The coding region runs from base 1 to 558 and encodes 185 amino acids. The record is from RefSeq and is a predicted model, not a curated record. The transcript has a single exon. Lineage: Eukaryota; Fungi; Ascomycota; Sordariomycetes; Ophiostomatales; Ophiostomataceae.